ACACAAAACAAGCAAAAGAAAGAACAGCAUGUCCGAUAGCCAAACUGCUGGCAAUUAAAAUAAACUAAAGAAGCCCAUAGAUCUAGUUCAUGUGCAACACGGGAGCUUUUCUAUCUAAGUUAAGAACUGUUUAAGUGUGGGGAAAUGACAAACGAAUGAAAAUCGGACCUAGUUUUGUCAGCAAGACGCAACCAUUUGAUUCAGUAUCAGCAAAUACUUCGAGAAGAACGCACGCGUUCAGAACAAAAACCCCUUUCACAUAAAAGGAUAGCAAUUGAAAAGGAUUAAAUCGCGAGAAAUCAUGAAACGUUUUGCCUGUUUGAAUCUGCGCUCCGUUGGCUUAAGCAUAGCCUGUUUGGAUGCCCUAAUCGCAGUUUGCGUCCUGAGCCUCUCCAGUUAUCAUCUGUACUAUGAUUUCAUGGACUUGACGCAAUGGCAGCAGGCCGAAGUGCAGAUUACGAGUCCUUUUGGCACAUUUAUCGCUACGUUGGUGGACUAUGUGCUAGUGCACGAAUUUAGUCAGGCUUUCUAUAUGAUACUAACUGUAACUGUGUGGGUCAAAGCAUUGAUAAAUCUGAUUGUGGCUUGCAUUCUAGUCGAUGGCAUUAAACAGCGACGACUCGUCUGCAUUGCCCCCUGGUUAAUCAAUGCGUGUGCCUCAAUGGUCGUUGAGGUUGCCGUGUUCGUCUCCUUGGAGCUAAAGAUUGACGAAGUGGAUGCCUCUAUAGACCGACGCAUAGCACGCAGUGUUCUGUUUGGCGUUUUUACAGUACUAAAUGCGCUCUUCGCCUAUGGAAUUUAUGCGCUUUAUCGCAUGCUGAAGACCUCAACAAACGAGAAUCCUGCGCUGCAGGAGAGCAUUGUGGAGACGUCGGGUAUGUUUCAGCAUAUCAAGGUUUAAAAUGUGACAAGUGACAAGCAAACUUAAAUUGGCCCUCUACAGAAAGCAAACUUAUUUAGUUGGAAUCUCGAACAAGAGGCGUUUUCUUAAUCCAAUGUACAAGCAUUUAUGUAAUGUAACAAAUAAAACGAAACACAAGCAAUCACAACUUACUUCAAAGACUACCACGAAGCCCAAGCGACAGGCAAGAAUAAUAUAGAACGUGCUCGAUAAUUCAUAUUGGUUCCUUGAGCCUGGAGGCUCUCGAUAGUCCGAAUACCUUAAAAAAACGAUUUCUAUUAAAAAGAAUUCGGCAAAUUAUCAUUCAGUAUAGUUACAUGCACGAAGUUAUGCUCGAGUUGUUGGAGGGCUCGAUUUGAUACUUGGAGAGGGUAAAGUUCAAGUAACCAUUUAAAGUGCCAUCUUUAGAAUACAAGCCGCGGUAAACGAAUCGCGGUAUCAAGUCCGAGGUAAAGGCGAUAAUAAAACCCUAAAAAGAAGACAAACUUUUAAUGGCUAUUCAAUGAAAUUAAAUUGCAGUUAAACUUACAUUCGUUAUCACACUUAGCUUUCCAAUGCUAUCGAGUAUGCGAUACCAAACGCCAAUGUCUCUAACACGCUGCGAGACGGGUCGCUUGUGGUGUGUCAGCAGCUUCUUGGCAUCCAGCCGCAUUUCCAGUAUGUUAUUAA
Molecule: messenger RNA, 1570 nt
Organism: Drosophila sulfurigaster albostrigata
Lineage: Eukaryota; Metazoa; Arthropoda; Insecta; Diptera; Drosophilidae
Exons: 4
Coding region: 302-901 (199 amino acids)
Source: RefSeq, a predicted model, not a curated record